AUGGAGGAGCAAUUUGUAUUUGCCGAUGAUAAUCAACAACAUCAACAGCAAUCAGACGUGCCACAGCGCUCGCUGAGUAGCAAAGAAGAAUAUUUGAAUUUCUUUGAUCCAACACCUGUUCAGGAAGAUGUUUCAUCACAGGGGGCUCAAAAUCUAACACCACAAGCUAUUUUGGCGAGAUCGUCACUAUCCAAUGUCAAUUCGCCUAUUUUUAACAGCGGCAUUGGCAAUCAUGGUAAUAGCAAUAUGAAUGAGGGAACCCCGGAUAAUAUUUCGAGUUUGAAUGCCAAAAGAUCUGAUAGUAAUAACACUGAAAGCACGAGCUAUCAUAAUGGGGUACCUUCUUUAUCGAUGUCUCCUUCUAUAUUUACUCCGGCCGUGCCAAGUAACAUAAGUACUGGAAAUGGGACGGUACAGCGACCUCCGAAUUCUACCCCAGGAGCUGCUCCAUCUCCUCAGCAGAUACUGUCUCAGCAGGCAACGCCGCAGGCUCUUUUGGGUGACAUUUCAGAGGAUUCAAAUCCUGUUAGUCAAGCACCGAGCAGCAGUAAAGGCAAUCAUGUGUUUGCAGACCGUGCUGCUAUGUUUGCAGCACUUCAACAGCGGCAGCAGCAGAGACAACAAACUUCUCAGCAGCAACUGCUGCUGCAAAGACAGCAGGUACAGAAUCAGCUUCAAUCUCAAGUUCAGCAAGAGCAGUCUCAGAUGCCACAACAACAGCAACAACUCCUACUACAGCAACAGCUUCCCCAUAAUCAACGGCAGAAGCAACAACCACAAAGAUUACAGCUUUUGAAGCAACAGAAGCAGUUGUUUCAAGAAGAUCAAGGUACACAUAGUUUUGUGGAUCCUCAACAACCAAUUUUACAGCAGUUGCAGCAACAGAGAUCCAUGUUGCCACGACAGCAAUUCCCGGUGCAACAGCCUCAGCAAGAUGUCCGUCAGACAAUACCAUCUACUCAAACAAUGCCACCUACUCAACCAUCUACCCAACCAUCUACACCAGGGGCAUCACAAGCCACAAAUCAAAGGCAGAUGCUUCAGAACUUUGAACCUGAAGUGCAAAAACGUGUAUCACAAGAACUAAAUGGAAAGCAGUAUGAACUUUUUGUGAAAUAUUUUAUGGAGCACUGUAAGCGUUGUAGCAUUCCGUUCAACCCGAGUCCGGAAAUUUGCGGCAUACGGGUCAACUUGUUUAUCCUUUAUAUGCUAGUGCAGAGAAUGGGUGGUGCUGAAAAUGUCACUAGGAUUCAGCAAUGGGGGAAUCUGGCCCAAAAACUACAAAUAUAUGCUCCAAACAGUGAUGAAGAGCUUUCUUCGUAUUAUUAUAAUACCCUAAUGUCGUAUGAAAAAUACUUAAUGACCCCUGAUGGGAUGAAAGAAACUCAAACAAAACGCAUGAUAUUACAGCAGUGUUUGCAGGAGACUUUAAGGGCUGUUCAACAGGAACAAUUUGAAAAGAAACAAGUCCAGCCGCAGGUUCCAACACCAGUCCAAUCUCAGCUUCAUCCACCCCAGCCUCGCCAACAGCCUCUGUCUAUAAAUCAACCUCAAACACAUCCUCAACCCCAAUCUCAAACUCAACCUCAACCUCAAUCUCAGUCCCAGCCUCAGCCUCAAUUAUCACAGGCCCCAAUAGUCCAACAUAUGAUACCCCAGCACCACCUUCACCAAGCAAAGAUGCAAAGCCUUCGGGAAGCUCAAAAGUUGAAACAAAUGAAGCCACGAAAGCCCAGAGUAAAGAAGAAAACAAAGAAAGAGUUAGAAGAAGAAAGGAGACGACAGGAAGAAGCUCAAAGGCUACGAGACCUACAGUUGGAAAAACAAAGGCAAGAACAAAAACUUCUAUUAGAAGAACAACUAAGGGAACAACAAGAACUACUGCGGGAGCGCCGUAAGGAGCAAAUACGUAAGCUACCAAAAGUCUACAAAAGGUCAAUGAUAAGAAAUUAUGUUCCAAUUAAAAGACCAAUUGAGGGUCAAAAUGGAUAUGAUAUCAAGGGACUCGCGCAGUUAGGGGAGAAGAUCGAUGCUGUAAAACCUAUAUUUUUAUUUGCUCCUGAAUUGGGCACCAUUAACCUGCAUGCAAUCACUAUGGCUUUACAGUCCGAAAAUAACUGUGAAAUUAAUACAGCAUUGAAUACUUUGUUGGUUACUAGUGCUGACAAUAUUCUGAGAGUGCCCUUAAAAGAAACUCCGGAGUUGUUGGAUACGUUAUGCAUUUUGGCAUGUGACAAGUUGCACAGACUGUAUAAGAAUGAUUAUCACAGAAAAGUGACACAUGAUGGAAUUCAGAAAGCAUAUAAUGUUCAGGAACUAUUAUCGAAACCGUCCUCAUCCUGUAAUCAUACAUAUCAAGCGAUGGAUCAAAUAUUAACGGCGUACAAAAAGCAAGAAGAUUUUCCUGCGGAGGACGCUGUUAUAGAAGUUGAUUCUUUGACUGGAAUAGAUAUUUCCCAGUAUCCUAUUACACCAAUGGAGUUGCCUUUGGAUAUUGGGCCAGAUGAAGAGGAUAUACCAGUCACAAAGGUAGAUCCCCCCAAAUUUAGGCGCUGGAGUUAUAUAUUCGACUCCUUGAAAUCAGAUGGUUUAAAGAAGGAUGAUGAGUUGUCUGUAAUAUCAUAUAUGGCAGCAUUAAGAAUGGUUCGGAAUGAAGUGGAUACAUUAUUUACCGAUUGCCACAAGCGCGGCGCGGAAGACACCCAUAUUCUUUUUAUUGAUCAGCUUUCAACUAUAUCGAUGAUUCUAAGAAACCUUUCAUUUGAUGACACAAAUGCUACUGCAAUGGCAAAUAAUGUUCAUGUUAAUCGGUACAUUUUUGAAUUAUUAUGGAUGUUGUUUACGCAGAUGAAAAAGUUUAUUUUCCAUAGAAAAGUGCUUAACCUCAAGAAAGACAGUAUAAUUAUUCUAUCUAAUUUGUCUCAUUUAUUAAAGCUAGACAACGUUGUUGAUGGAUGUAUGCUAUUGUUUUUGAUUUUGAGCUUUGGAGAGCCAAAAGAGGAAUCCCAAACCAAUCUGAGGCUAACCUAUCCUGAAUAUUCUAUGAAGAUUGAAAAAUAUCGUUGUUAUGGAGUAGAUGUGAUCUCAAAGAUAAUGUCGCUUGGUUAUCCAAAUAGAUCUUACAUUAAAUCCAUAUUGUUGACGAACUUUGAUGAAGAAACUCCAGAGAGUAAAGUAUGUCUACAGGUAUUGCGCCGCUAUAACGGUAGCCAUAAAUUCAAGUUAUUUAAUGACGUUUUCUCAUUUAUCUCAUCAACGGUGCCAUUUAGGCAAUUAAAUCAAAUGCCCAAUCUGAUAGAGGAGUCGGUCGCAAUAAUUUUUCAAGCAAUUACAGCUUCAUUAGCAUUGGUCAAGUUCAUCAAUCCGUCCGAGGAAACCCCAUUUGUAGAAAAUAAUCUUCCUUAUUGGUGGCUUACUUCAGAAGAAUACCUAGGUUCCAGUAUUCGUCGGUUGGGGGAGGCAUUGUCCAAUAUGAGCGCUCAAAAUUCUAAUCUCAAAAACUUGAAACCGUUAUUUAACCUGAUUAGCCCGAAAUGCCUUGAGUUAGUAAGGCUAUUGAUAGAAAAGAGCAUGCAGAUAGCGUCUAUUUCUCCAGAUCGAGAGAUGAAUAUUACAGUUGCAAAAGGAAUUAUGGGUAUUUCGAACUUAUUUCCAAGUGAACCUGCUGCAAUUACAGUGAUGAUGAAUCCUGCUACUGAUUCCGACAUGGCCAGGGAAAUGGAACAAUUAUAUCGCCUAAACAAGGGGAUUCUGGCAAAAUUGCAGGUAUCUAACCUUUCGGGUUUUUAA
This is a messenger RNA of Eremothecium cymbalariae DBVPG#7215, 3789 nucleotides long. RefSeq names its product Swi1p (gene SWI1). Gene Ontology annotation, cellular component: SWI/SNF complex; nucleus. The record is from RefSeq and is a predicted model, not a curated record. Gene Ontology annotation, molecular function: transcription cis-regulatory region binding. The transcript has a single exon. Gene Ontology annotation, biological process: regulation of transcription by RNA polymerase II. Bases 1 to 3789 code for a protein of 1262 amino acids. Lineage: Eukaryota; Fungi; Ascomycota; Saccharomycetes; Saccharomycetales; Saccharomycetaceae.